GAGGAAGAUAAGAGCCAUUACAACAGAGAAGAGUUGGGAAAACAGUAUGCGUUUCAAUUGAUUAAGAACUGCGCAAUUUCUUAGUAUCCAUCGCCGCUUUGGUCUUGGUGUCCUAAAAUAUAUUAAUAUCUAAAGGCUUGUUUGGAUUGAACAUGCGUGUGGCAAACCCGCCCGCGGUGCACGCAUAGCCUAUACCGGCGGUUGUAGCAGCUACGUACUUCGCUUGGCGAUUUUGAAACGGAAUGUUCAAUUCUUCUGCGAGAGGGCUGUACAUUCAUUUUGGAAGACGAUAAGCAAGAUUAGAGAUUACUGUACAGCUUUGAAAUUGUGCAACAACACGAGACUAAUCGUUGUGCCAUGCCCAUGGCUGAUUCUCUAAAUGCUCUCAUCUCUCCCAAGCAACGAUUUCAUAAUGUGUCUGCGUGUACAGUUUCUGCAAGACGACAUUUUCUAAAUGGAGUAAGGAUUUUUGACACAUUAUUCAGCUAUUACUUAAUUUGGGGAACGGUUUUGGGAGGCUACGUGGCUGAACGAACGUCAUUCGUGUGGAAAGAAGAUGUGUUACGACGUUAUUUUUUCUGUUACAGUGUGCAGCAACGGCACCUCCCAUGAGAAAGCAGCAUGCACAAACAGCGGAACAAGGCCUAACAUGAUGCCACGGCCUCGGUGUGCUGUCGGCAUGGGCCAGCCUGGCAUCACCUGAACAAACAUUAAAGAUGUUAACACCACUGUCAGGGGCUUUGCAGCCACAGCAAAGAGCCAAUCAUAAUGAAGUGUGGGAAUGCGGGGCCGUCUGGUUGGAGCACGCAGUUGGCCCGGGUACAGACGAUACCUGGCCCACGCAGGUACACACCCACGCACAGAACACACACGGUGGGAGGACGACACUGUGGCAGAUGGGUGGAGGUAUCCGAUUUGAAUGAAAGACGAUUGAAAAGGAGGCUAUGAAAAGACCACGACCAACAGCCAGCUCCACACACAUACACACACCUUCACAAUCACUAUCACACACUCACUAUCACACACUUUUGCUCGAACAUGUGUAGCCUACCUGCACUAACACACACAUACACAUUCAAUCUCUCUCUCUCUCUCUCUCUCUCUCUCCUCCCUCUCUCUUUGUCCAGGUUGCUGUAGUGCUCUGCCCGCUGUUCUCCCACUAGACUGUCUGAAGCUGUUGUGAUGUAUUCCAUGUCAACAUGACAUGCUACAGACAUGUUGUGUACUGCACACUCAGCUUUGUGGAUCAACCAGCUCUUGAAGAACCGCUGUAACCCCUAAAGUGAAGAGGUGCAGGCAGAGAGAGAGAGAGAGCGCCUGAGGUGUCGUAAUAUGGUGGUCAACUGACCCUCCAACCUCCCUGCCGCUGACCAGACUGAAGACGUGGCAUAUACAGGGCUGAAGAAAUCCCAGAGAUGAUUGGCUGUAGAAGCUGAGACUCGACGAGGCAGAGGAUCUUGAACUCGGUGCUAUUUUGAAAGACGGUCUGUUGGGCCUUCUCCUUCUCCAUCACGCCUGUUCUAAUGGGAUUAAAACCAGUUCAACUGGCUGUAUUGUAUUGGUGCUGUUGACGUGUCGAGGGUCUUCCUCGGUGUUGGCGCGUGGCCUUCUCUGUGCUGCGGUGGAGGGCUUCACAGACGCAGCUAGUGUGGCUGGAUGCAUCACGCAGUAGAGCAGUUUGGCGGGCGUGGCACACGGGACUCCUUCCCUCUGGACGGACUCAGCCGGGGAACAUGGGCUCCCGUGGGCGCCCACAUACCUGCCAGGUGUCCGCCAGGUGUCAAUCAACACCAGCUCCUACCCCAUCUACCGCCCAGUCACAUGGGUGGACUGAACCAUCCCAGUAAAUUCUUCAAUAAUGGGCCCAUGCAGGUGCGUGGCAGUGAGAAGCAGGAGCUGGCCCAGGCCAUGUUACCUGGCCUCCAGAGAGCGGACCAGCAACACCUCCCUCCUCCCCCUCACAGGGCGUGGGAACAGCCGGGUCAGCUGUACGAGUUGCCCCCCCCUCCUCAUCCAUCCGUACCCCUGCCCAGCGACCACGCGACCCGUCUGCAUGGCGGGUAUAGCCCCGGGCCUCCCGCCAGCCUGCCCCCCAGGCCCAAUCAGCUACUGAAGUAUGUGGACCCUCAGGAGCAGCAUCUUCUCAGGGGUCCGACAUCGCUGGGUGAGGAUAUGUGGGCUCAGGUGCAGCAGAGGGGUUACCCAGGGAAGAUGUUGGGAGGGCAGCUGAAGAGACCGGCCCCCCCUCUCGGGGAGUACUCGGUCAUCCGGCACACCCCGCACCCUUCCUCUCGCCCCAAUGAGGACUGCCCCAGUCCCAGCAAGAGGAAGAGGAGCUCUGAGCAGGUUCCACACCCAGGCAUACAGAGGUUCUCUGGCCCAGGAGGGCACCCCCUGCCCCCACAGCAGCAGCCCCCGUCCCACUACCCCCCUCCUCCACCCAAACCUGCUUUCUGGAACCCCAUGCACAAGGCGAGUGGCGCCCCCCGGGCCCAGCCUGAACGCAAGAACGGUUCCCCUGAGUUCCAGGUCCGAGCCGAGUCAGUCAAGUCCUGCAUGGGCGGCUACACCUACAAACCUCCCGCCCCCUCGCCCAUCUCCCCACCCCUCACCUCCUCCCCGGGAGGCUACCCUCAGAGGCACAGCGGGCCCCACCCACCCCACAAGCCCUCAUUCUCACCUCAGGCCCUCAAUCAACCCCCCCACAACAACCCCCACAGCUCUCACCCGCAGUACCCUAAACAACCAGCCCCGCCCCGCAUGGGGAUGGAGCCCAGGGGAGGUCCUCCUACCCCCCAGAGAGGCCCUACCACUGUGGGUAGGGGAGUCAACAACCAUCCGCCUCCUCACCACCACCAACCUCCAGCAAGGGGGGACAGGGACAGUAGGGAGCCCCCCCAACCCUCACCAGCAAACCACACCGGCGUGCCUUACAGCCACAACCCCCACUUCCAGACCCACCCCGGGCUGGGCCACACUGCCCCCCACCCCCCUGCCAGCAGCACAGCAGUACCUCAGCAGCACAACCCCAGUCCCUCCCACCACGAGGCCUGGAGGCCCCAGGGACAGGGGCAGGGCAGGCCACAAAACAACCACCUCCUGGAGCCGAGUCACUACAGGGCAGGGCUGGUACCUCAGGGGCAGCAGAACCAGGCUGGGGAGACCCGGGGUCCCGCGUCCCUCCAACACCAUCAGCACCCCCACAUCAGCUCCCCUCUGGUUCCUACCAGAACCCCCGUCAUCAUCUCCACCCCCCAGGCCCUCUGCUCACAGUCCCAAAACAACCGCUACAACAACAGUAGUAGUAUUACUGGACCUGCACUCUCCACUGUAAUCACAGCACCACCUGCUGUGUGUUCAGCUAACAGCACCUGUAGGAGAGGCAGGGAGACGAUGUCACUGCCCCACCAGUCCUCAGCUGCGUCUCAGCUGGAGAGAGACCCAGAGAGGAGCCCCAUCCACCCCAUGCUGCACCCAGGGUAUCAGGGAGCCCACGCGGGCACUGCCAACCACCCACACCGGGCGCCACCCAGGCCCCAGCAGCAGCAGUUCCCUAGCCAGCACCACCAACAGUCUGUCCAGGGGAAGUCUUACUACGGACGGUCUGAUCCGGAUGGCACUCCGGCCUCCUCUUCAUCCUCCUCCUCUUCGUCAUUCUCAGGACACCAGAGGGCAGGGGAGAGCGUCAUCACCAGCAGGGGGUCUCACCCCAGCCCCCUCACCCAGACGGAGGUCACUAGCUCGCCCCUGCACCGCCCCAUGCCCGCCCCCCAACCCCACACUGUCAGCUCUGCACCCCAGCCAGCCUCCAGCCCCUCCUACUCCAGACUCUGUGCCCAGCCUGCCCCCCAGCCAGCCUCCAGCCCCUCCUACUCCAGACUCUGUGCCCAGCCUGCCCCCCAGGCUACCACCACCUCAGCCAAGGGGUAUCUAAAUUCUCGACCCCUGCCACCUCCACCCUCAGCCCCCCAGUCCAUGGAGGAGGCUCUGGAUAAACUGGAUGCUGAGCUCCAAGGUCAUAUGCAGGCCGAGGAGAGGAGGGAGAGGGAGCAGGAAGAGCAGAAGAGGAGGGAGCAGGAAGAGCGGAAGAGGAGGGAGCAGGAAGAGCGGAAGAGGAGGGAGCAGGAAGAGCGGAAGAGGAGGGAGCAGGAAGAGCGGAAGAGGAGGGAGCAGGAAGAGCGGAAGAGGAGGGAGCAGGAAGAGCGGAAGAGGAGGGAGUGGGAGAGAGAGCAGGAAGAGCGGAAGAGGAGGGAGAGGGAGCAGGGGAAGAGGAGAGAGUUGGAGAGAGUGGAAGAGGAGAAGAAAAGAAGGGAAUGGGAAAAAGAGCAAGAGGAAAGGAAGAGGAGGGAUUUGGCGAGGGAGCGAGAGGAAGAGGAGAGGAAGAGGAGGACUGAGUUGAUGAAAGAGGAGGAGAGGAGGAAGGUGGAGGAGGAGAUGAGCCAGAGUAGUAAAAGGAGAGAGGAGUCUGCCAUUGAGAGUCUGGAGAGACUCCUGUCCGGCAACUCCUCUGCUCCUCCACCUCCUCGCCUGUCCACCGUUUCCUCCUUUGUCCCUCCCACCCCCAGCCAGUCAUCCUCCUCGCCCUCCUACCCCUGGCUGAGCCGGGGCGGGGCUCCCCCUUGUCCCCCAGGCCAGGCACCACCACCUCCUGCCCCCCUGGAGAUGUCACGGCCGCCCCCUCUCACCCCCCAGACGGAGUACGCCAGGGAGAAGCAGAGGCAGAGAGAGAUGUGGGGUGAAACCCCCCCCUCGUCAUUACACACUGGUAACGUCACCUCAGGGAACAAUGCCCUGACCUCGUCGGGGCCCUUUUACCCCAACCACCCCUCAAAUAAGACCUUGACACAAGGUGCCCCCCCCCGCCCAUCCAAAGACACCCCCCAUCCCAAGGAGAACGAUAGUCAGCAGGCCCGAAGGGGAGCGAUGGGCGCUGUGGAUCCCCUCCACACCUCCAGCACGGUCACCCUCCGAGAGCCCCCCAAACUCUUCCAGGCGUUCCCCAGGGAUAGCCUACUGUCUGGGCCCAACAACUCCAGGACCAGCAGCAGCACGUCCAGCACAGGGGGCCUCCCCAACAAGCGCAUGCCCAGCGGAGGCCUAGGCAGCCUGGGUUGUAGCGCCAGCAGCAGUAACAGCGGCGACUCCGACAGCGCCCAGUUUGAGGAGGAACCCUUGGAGCUCUCAACUUUACUCCCGGACGGUCUGGCCAACAUCAUGGCCAUGCUGGAUGAGUCCAUCAAGAAAGAGGAGGAAUCUCUGUACUGCAGCGACCGAAACGGUGCUAGGGAGACCAUCAUAAAUGCCUUCUCUGCUAUGCCGCCGGCCAAGAGCUAUCUGUGCGCCCCGGACCUCAUCCCAGCGCCCAAUCAGCAACCGCAGGACGACUUUGUUGGUACGAACGUCCACGCCAGCCCCCCUGUACUGAGCCGACAGGGCUCCCUGGCCUCCCCCUGCAGCCGGACCUCCUCCAUCAACGAGGAAGACGAGGAGGGUUGUCUCGCCCUGAAACCCGCUUUGGAGCUCCACGAGCCAGCCGUCCCCCUCAACUCCGACCCCCAGUCAGGGACUAACUACAGCCACAGCGACCUGGCUAAACUCUACGGUCUCCCGGAGCCUGUGAAGAGCGAGGGUGACGACGAGGAUGAGGAAGAUGAGUCGGAGACCCCGUCCAGUUCCCCUCCCCCGCCCCAGAGGCCCCACCUCCACCAGACGGGGGUGAGCAGCACCUUCAAGUCCCAGGCCGCCCUGGAGAACCAGAAGUACGCCUACCGAGGAGGUCCGUUUGGCCGCCCGCCCCCCUCCGCUCUGGGGGGACUGAAGUACUCCUCCUCCCUCUCUCUGGGUCCCGACAUCCAACAGCAGCAGAAUAGCACCUCCCCCAUCUCGGAUUCCACCAAUCACCCAGGCUUCACGCCAUCUUCGGCCCCUCCCCUAAAGACCCGCCCACACUCCCCCUCCAGCUGGGAGGCAAAGAGACAGGUCAAUAUCAAGAUGGAGGAGCCUGAUAUGUGGAGAGAUGGGAGAGAGGCCAUGGAGAAGAGGCUCUAUUCCACAAGGGUGGAGUCCAAGUGUUAUCCCUCUACACAACCUAUCAAGAUGGAGCCCAAGGAAGAGGCCACGCUUACAACCAUCUCCGAGUCUUCUCUGGCCGAGCUGGGCCGAAGCUGUGAGGUUCUCCUGACCCGACACUCCAGCUCCCUCCCCAGAAAGAACCCCUCCGACAGGAUCAAGACUGAGAUCAAACAGGAGGGCAGGCACCACAAGCCUGAGAGAGAGCGGGAACGACACCGAGAGAAGGAGAGGAAACACGGCCGGAGCAAGAAGCACGGGGAGAGGAAAGAAGGGAAGAAAAAGCCGAGGGAGAAACGAGACGAGAUGUCCUCCUCCUCCUCUUCGUCCUCUCACUCCUCCUCCUCCAGUUCCAGUUCGAAACGACACAGGCACAAGGAGAAGAAGGACCACCGGCGGAUCCUUGGGGACCUGGACCUUCAGCGUAAGGAGAUCCAGGAGAAGGAUCGCGACCGCGUUCGCGCCGACAUGAGGAGGAAGGAGGCUGGGUCCACCAGCGAAGGCGACACCUCCGAAUGGGCGUCCCGUAGUAGAAGUGAAAGAAGUUCAGGAGUCAUGUCCUGCUCUCAGGACAGAGGGGCUGGAUCUACACUGCAGGGUUCAGCUGCUGACUUCAUGAAGCUGAAGGCACUGUCGGACGGGCCGCCCAAGGAGCUGAAGAUCAGGCUGAUCAAGGUGGAGAGCGGCGACCGAGAGACGUUCAUCGCCUCUGAGGUGGAGGAGAAGCGGACACCCCUGGAGGAGAUCAGCAUCGAGAACACCGCCGCAGAGGUCAUCAGGGCCUGCAAGGGUGCGAGGGUGAAGGGGAAGUUCAGAGAGUCCUACCUGCUCCCUGCGUUCUCUGUCAAGCCGCUAUUUACUACAGAGCCCCUCCCGCGGGAUAAACUCAACCCCCCCACACCCAGCAUCUAUUUGGAGAGUAAGAGAGAUGCCCUCUCCCCUGUACUACUGCAGUUCUGUACAGACCCCAAGAACCCUGUUACUGUCAUCAGAGGACUGGCCGGGUCCCUACGACUCAACCUGGGUCUGUUCUCCACUAAGUCUCUGGUGGAUGCUAACUCUGAGCAUGCUGUGGAGGUGAGGACCCAGGUACAGCAGCCUGCUGAUGAGAACUGGGACCCCAGCGGCACGGGGCAGACCUGGCCCUGCGAGAGCAGCCGCUCACACACCACCAUCGCCAAGUACGCCCAGUACCAGGCUUCAUCCUUCCAGGAGAGUCUGCAGGAGGAGAAGGGUAGUGAUGAAGAGGCUGAGGAAGAUGAGGAAGACAAGGAGAAGACGAGUAAGGAGACCAGCCCUGAGACAUCUAGCAAAGAACCCACAAGUAAAGAUGCUACCAGUACCGAACAGAAACCAGUGGGGAAGAUAAUCAAGUUUGGCACCAACAUUGACCUGUCAGACCCCAAGAGGUGGAAGGCCCAGCUGCAGGAGCUCCAGAAGCUUCCGGCCUUCAUGCGCGUGGCAUCCAGCGGCAACAUGCUGAGCCACGUAGGACACACCAUCCUGGGCAUGAACACUGUCCAGCUCUACAUGAAGGUCCCCGGGAGCCGCACGCCUGGCCACCAGGAGAACAACAACUUCUGCUCUGUGAACGUCAACAUUGGGCCUGGAGACUGCGAGUGGUUCUCCGUGCACGAAAACUACUGGCCGGCCAUCGACGACUUCUGUGAAAAGCACGGAGUAGACUACCUGACCGGUUCCUGGUGGCCUGUUCUGGAGGACCUGUACCGAUCCAACAUCCCCGUGUACCGCUUCAUUCAGAGGCCCGGGGACCUGGUGUGGAUCAACGCAGGGACCGUCCACUGGGUUCAGGCUGUGGGCUGGUGCAACAACAUCGCCUGGAACGUGGGCCCACUCAACUCCUACCAGUACCAGCUGGCCCUGGAGAGGUUUGAGUGGAACGAGGUCAAGAAGGUCAAGUCCAUUGUCCCCAUGAUCCACGUGUCCUGGAACGUGGCCCGCACCGUCAAGGUCACUGACCCCGACACAUACAAGAUGAUCAAGCACUGCCUCCUGCAGUCCAUCAAGCACAUCCAGGUUCUGCGAGACCAGCUGGUAGCAGCAGGGAAGAAGAUCUCCUACCAGAGCCGAGUGAAGGACGAACCAGCUUACUACUGCAACGAGUGUGAUGUGGAGGUGUUUGACCUGCUGUUUGUGACGUCUGAGAGUGGCAGCAGGAAGACCUAUGUAGUCCACUGUGAGGACUGUGCCCGCCAGAGAAACCCCAGCCUCUCCAACAACGUAGUGGUGUUAGAGCAGUACCGCAUGGAGGAGCUAAUGAGUACCUACGACGCAUUCAGCCUGACUGCAGCCCCGAGUACACGGUGAUAAAGCUCCUCCCCCUCCACGUCUCACAGCCAUAACCAAAACUCCUGCCAGACAGGACUUAACAUCUUUUAAAAAACGUUAUUUUUAACCUUUUUUUUUUUUUUUUUUCCCCCUUCGUUAUUUAAGAUGUUUUUACUACUGCUAAUACUUGCCGAUCAAACAGCCAAUCGAAAACCAGUUUACUACUCAUCACUGUUUACAAAACCGAACCGCCAAUCAAAUGCCAGUUUACCCUUGUUGUAGACUGUUCAUGAGCAGCGUUCUGGUUUCCGGAGGACUUGAGAAAAAAUGGAAAGGCAGUUGGUGCUAGCUGCCAUCGUGAACAAGCAACAAAGGGUUGACAGUUAUCAAUGGCAUACAUUUUAUUAUUUCCAUAUCUUUUUUUUUUAUCAUGAAUUCUGAAAUUUGUAAAUGCUGUGUAUUUUAUGUGGGGUGGUUUUUUUUCUCUUCUAAAAUAAUGUAUUUUCUUUAAGACUAGAUCAGCCCUAGAUAUAUACCACAUUGGCCUUGUGACUUGUAUUUAGAAGAUAAAUAAGAUGCAUUUUUUUUCUAAAAGCAUUAAGAAUAAGGAGACAAUAAAAAUACAAUUGUUUGAAAUGCUUAGAAACAUACGGGUUUUCAAGUCUUUUUUUUUUAGAUUUUCUGUUUAGUCUUUCUUACUCUUGUAUGUGUUGUGUUUUUACAAAUGUAUAAUGUUUAUUUCCACGGGAAGGCGAAAGAGUCAAUUGUCACAACUCUUUAGGAGUACAUCAGGUCUUUUUGUUUUAAUGAAUUGCUUCCAUUUUUGCAUUGUUUUGUACCUCUGAUUUUGUUAGUUGUUUGCUUAAUAUACAGAUUUAUAAUUUUUCUGGAUUUUACAUUGUACAUUUCUUUUUUUAUUUAAAAUGUUUCUUAUAUUUAUAGGAUGUCAAUGUUCUCCCCUUACUUUUAUUAGGGUUUGAAAGUCAUUUUUGUCCUCUGUAACAACUGAAAGGGUGUGUUAUGGGAGGACAAGGUUCUCUGGUGCUUCUUCUGGUUCUAUCUAUCUAUCUAUAUAUAUAUAUAUAUAUAUAUAUAUGAUAUUUCUAAUGAAUAUAACUUACACUUUCCCUGUAGUUGGUAGGAUCCACAGCCGAGUUGAGUUGACGAAUGGAAUACGGCCUUUUUAAUGCGCGGGGGAAAUUGUCAUUGUUUUUCAUUCUUUUUAGGGGGCUUUUAUUUUUUUUAUUUUUAUAUAUAUAUAUUAUUGUAAUCUGUUGGAAUAUUGACUUAUGGGAUAAAAAGGUGCUACAGUUUUGGAUAAACUAUUUUUGUUUUUCCUUUAAGAUAAAUUCUAUUUUUCCUGUUGCAAUAUACCUUCCUUUUCCUACUCUUGGUGGUCAUUUAUUUAACAUGCACUCUUUAGAACACACACACACACACACACACCAAACUGAGCCAGACAUUUCUUAAACACUUUGUGAAUUUGUGUGACAUUUUACUAUGACUUAUUAAUAAAUAAAUGCUUUUGAUGAAGCCAAAAAA
Messenger RNA from Oncorhynchus mykiss (rainbow trout), 9900 nucleotides. The record is from RefSeq and is a predicted model, not a curated record. Lineage: Eukaryota; Metazoa; Chordata; Actinopteri; Salmoniformes; Salmonidae.